This is a messenger RNA of Callithrix jacchus (white-tufted-ear marmoset), 4213 nucleotides long. RefSeq names its product SET and MYND domain containing 4 (gene SMYD4). Gene Ontology annotation, cellular component: nucleus; cytoplasm. Gene Ontology annotation, biological process: heart development. The record is from RefSeq and is a predicted model, not a curated record. Gene Ontology annotation, molecular function: histone deacetylase binding. Lineage: Eukaryota; Metazoa; Chordata; Mammalia; Primates; Cebidae.
GGGGCGGGGCGACGCCACAAGGGGUGCGCCUGGAGCUGCGCGGGCGCGGGGAGAGAGCUCCGGGCCCAGUUCCGGGCGCCGAGGGCCGGCGUUCGGAGGCGUUCCCGCCUUGGCGUGUGGUGGGCGCUCGGAUUGGCAGCCCAGGGGUUAGAGCUGCUCCCCGAGACCUCUGCUGCCAAAUGUGGUCGCAGCAGUGACUCGGCUCCUUCCUCCAGCGGCGCGGGGCUGACUUCCCGCCCGGGUCAGACCCUGAGCUUGGCACCUGCAGGGGUCUGCGAAGACCUGGGCCCGAUCCUCCGAGGAGAGUACAGUCUGUGAGGGCAGUCUAUGCCCUUUAGAGCAGCAUGGAUCUGCCUGUGGCUGAGUGGAAAUCAUACCUACUUCAAAAGUGGUCUUUACUCCCGAAGUCCAUUCAGGUCACAGUUUCUACAGCAGAGACUUUGAGUGAUGUCUUUCUUCACUCCUCUUCACUUCUUCAACCUGAGGAUGAGAUAUUUCUAAAAAGACUUUCUCAAGGUUACUCCGUGGGAAAGGAUUCUGGCGCUCCCCUUUUCUACAGAGAAGAGGGAAACAAAACAUUUCAGGAGAAAGAUUACACAGUAGCUGCAGUGCUGUACUCUAAGGGAGUGUCACAUUCAAGGCCUAACACUGAGGACAUGUCACUGUGUUAUGCUAACCGCUCGGCAGCUCUCUUCCACCUGGGUCAGUACGAGAUGUGCCUUAAAGACAUUAUCAGAGCACAGACGCAUGGGUAUCCAGAAAGAUUGCAACCCAAGAUAAUGUUACGUAAAGCAGAAUGUCUGAUGGCCCUGGGGAGACUACAGGAGGCGCGCCAGACCAUCAGUGAUCUUGAAAGGAACUUCACUGCCAGCCCAACCCUAGCAGAUUUCCCCUCUCAGAGUGUGCAGAGAAACCUCCAUCUUCUGAAAAUGAAAGCACAAGACAAGGAGAAUCUCACAGAAACCUUCCCGGUAGCUCUUGCCAAAACCCUUGAGGGUGUGGACCUAAGAGAAGAGAAUAAACAACUUUCCAAUGCCUCAUCAUCUGUUGGCUUAUGCAUGGAUCCUUUAAAAGGUCGCUAUCUCGUGGCCACAAGAGAGAUUCUCCCAGGAGAGCCCCUGGUGAAGGAGGAUGCUUUUGUGAGUGUUCUUAACCCAGGAGAACUGCCACCACUGCAUCACAGCCUAGAGAGCAAAUGGGACACCAGAGUUACCAAUGGGGACCUCUACUGUCACCGAUGCUUGAAGCACACUCUGGCCACAGUUCCCUGUGAUGGAUGCAGCUAUGCCAAGUAUUGCAGCCAAGAGUGUUUGCAGCAGGCCUGGAAGCUCUACCAUAGGAUAGAAUGUCCUCUAGGUGGGCUGCUUCUCACACUGGGUGUGUUUUGCCACAUUGCCCUGAGGUUGACUCUCUUGGUGGGAUUUCAGGAUGUCAGCAAAAUCAGGAAGCUUUGUGAUGAGUUUAGUAAUAAGGACAUACCUGAAAGCAGCAAUUGGGUUAAGACACUUAAUUCUGGCCUAGGGGAGAUUGAGAAAAAUGGCAAAAUCGUUGAGACCCCAAUUCCUGGAUGCGAUGUUAAUGGGAAGUAUGAAAGUAAUUAUCAGGCUGUCUUCAACCUUUUGCCCCAUACUGAAAACCAUAGCCCAGAGCACAAAUUCCUCUGCGCGCUCUGUGUUUCUGCACUGUGCAGGCAGCUAGAAGCAGCCAGUUUCCAGCCCGUCACAACAGGUGCAAGCUCCUCCCAGCUGAAAGCAGCAGUGGCGCCUGAGUUGUGUCCAGACAUGACUGUUUGGGGUGUGGUGAUGCUCCGACACAUGCUCCAGCUACAGUGUAACGCCCAGGCGAUAACCACCAUACUGCACACAGGAUCUAAAGAGGGCAUUGUCACUGGCAGCAGGCAGGUGCGCCUGGCCACGGGCAUCUUCCCUGUCAUCAGCCUCCUGAACCACUCCUGCAGCCCCAACACCAGCGUGUCCUUCGUGAGCACGGUCGCCACCAUCCGGGCAUCACAGCGGAUUGGAAAGGGGCAAGAGAUUCUCCACUGCUACGGGCCUCACAAGAGCCGGAUUGGGGUGGCCGAAAGGCAGCAGAAGCUGAGGUCUCAGUAUUUCUUUGACUGCACCUGUCCAGCUUGUCAGACUGAGACACGCUGUAUGGCUGCAAGGCCCAGGUGGGAGGCUUUCUGCUGCAACAGCUGCAGAGCGCCCAUGCAGGGAGAUGACGUGCUGAGCUGUGGCCGCAGAGGCUGUGCAGAAUCCGUCCGCAGGGACCACCUCACCUCUCGCUUACAGGACCUUCGGCAGCAGGUUGGAAUGGCCCAGAAGCUUCUCAGCGAUGGUAAACUAGAGCCAGCCAUUCAGCAGCUGUCAUGGUGCCAGCAUGAUGCUGGGAGCUUCCUGUCGGCAGAGCACGCCGUGCUGGGAGAGAUCGAAGAUGGCCUGGCCCAGGCCUGUGCUGCCUUAGGGGACUGGCAGAAGUCAGCUACCCAUCUACAGAACAGCCUCCGAGUGGUUGAGGCUCGCCACGGGCCGUCCAGUGUUGAAAUGGGCCAUGAGCUUUUCAAGCUGGCCCAGAUCUUUUUCAAUGGACCUCUCCAAACUGGCGAGUAGAAUACAGACACUAUGAGAAAUGGGAGCUGCAGGGUUUCCGGAAAUGCUGAGGUCAUGGAUGCUGCUGUUUGUGGUUCAGACUUAGGAGACGUUCGAGACCAGCCUGGCCAAUAUGGUGAGACCCCGUUUCUACUAAAAAUACAAAAAUUGGUGGUUGGCGUCUGCAGUCCCAGCUACUCAGGGACCUGAGGCAGGACAAUCGCUUGAACCCGGGAGGCAGAGGUUGCAGUGAGCCAAGAUCGUGCCAUUGUACUGCAGCCUGGCAACAGAGCAAGACUUCAUCUCAAAAAAAAAAAGCGAGACAGAAGGUAGGGAUGAUGGAUCUCUUCCACCAGGAUGUGUAGCAGUAGCCCAGACUGACCACUGGUGACCAAGUAGUUGAGGUGCGUUAGUUGGAAAGAAUGCCAGCUCCAUGCUGCUUUUGAGAGUUUCCAGCCUGACCAGGCCCAAGAAGUGCCCAUCAGUUGCCACUGCACUAUGAUCAGGAAAUCAGUAGCCCCGCAGACACCUGCCAGUAGGGUUUAGGAACCUGUUUGAAAUACAACUAGCACUCAAACGUGUUGAAUGAGGGGCAGGGCAGGCAGAACAUCAUUUCUCCCUUUGACAAGGGAGUGGCCAGUGGUUUUUUGGUAGAGCUUUUUCAAGAAAAAAUUGUCAUCUUGCAGACAGUCCAGUAGCCCCUCCUUUUUUUUUUUUGAGACAGUUUUGCUCUUGUUACCCAGGCUGGAAUGCAAUGGCGCAAUCUCGGCUCACCGCAACCUCUGCCUCCUGGGUUUAAGCAAUUCUCCUGCCUCAGCCUCCUGAGUAGCUGGGAUUUCAGGCACGUGCCACCAUGCCCAGCUAUUUUUUUGUAUUUUUAAUAGAGACGGGGGUUCACCAUGUUGACUAGGAUGGUCUCGAUCUCUUGACCUCGUGAUCCACCCACCUCGGCCUCCCAAAGUGCUGGAAUUACAGGCUUGAGCCACUGCGCCUGGCUUGGUAGCCCCUCUACUUCAAACACUGGGCAUGCUUCAUGCUCCUGGAAAGCCCCAUUGUCCUUUGUAAAAGAGGGAUGCCUCCUUACAAAGAACAGGAUUAGAAUCUUGCCUUCUCAGGUACAUUUUCUGUGUCCUUGGAAGCUUUCUUUAAAUGACGUGUAAAAUAAUGAUCUCCUUAAGUUACAGAUGGCUUCUCAUCUGCCCAUGUGUGGUUUCUAGCAUGCUUCACUGAUUACGGGAGCAGGAAAUGCCCUCCCAGGAGGAUUACUGGUCCUAGUACAGAAACACCCCAGAGCAGAGAAGCGUUCCCUGCUUUAUCCAACACAGAUAACUAAAAGUCCUUUUCUUUUUUUUUUUUCUUACUCUGUCACCCAGGCUGGAGUGUAGUAGCACGAUCUCGACUUACCGCAACCUCUGCCUCCAGGGUUCAAGCGAUUCUUCUGCCUCAGCCUCCCGAGUAGCUGGGACUACAGCGGAGUGCCACCAUACCCAGCUUUUUUUUUUUUUUUUUUUGUAGAGAUGGGGUUUCACUGUGUUAGCCAGAAUGAUUUUGAUCUGACCUCAGGUGAUCCACCCACCUCCGCCUUCCAAAGUGUUGGGAUUACAGGCAUGAGGCACCGCUGCCAG